AUGGCCGACCGGAAAAUCGAUGACCACGAUUCCCUGGAUAGCGAUUGCCGUGACAUCCGUUCUCGUUUUCCAGGACUGGAAGUAUUUUUCCCUUGCGCUGCAAUAAGUGGCAUAGAUCACGAAACACCGAACGAAUGCUGUCAACUAAUCGAACAGCUGGCCAUCUGGAACCAGGUCCUCGGCUAUUCUGGUUUUCAGCUUCGAGAGAUAACGGUUCCCGGAGAAGUCUCGCUGGUACGAGUUGCCCACGAAGGAGACCAACAGGAACUUCACAGCCGUGACGCCAGACUCUUGUUCUACUCAUUGUUAUCCCAGCACCGGUGUGUCGUAGGCCUCGAUCUCGACGACGCCCUGGUCGAAGGAAGCGGGCUCGGAGAGUGCCGAGACCGAGUCAUCUGGACGCUCCAACAAAACAACAGCUUGCGGUCGCUAAGCCUCGCCAGUACAUUCAACGACUACAGAUUCAUCCAGGAGGACUUGUUCUCGGCAAUCGGCGCGGCGACGCAACUGCAACGGCUGGAUAUCACUGCUACCGGAGAAGUGGGGCCUGGCCUGACGGAUUUGCUUUGCUCUCUGCUGUACGAGGCGCGUCUGUCGACUUUGUCCAUUUUGGGGCUUCAUUUCAACGAACAAACUACCGAGCUCCUGCUGGACGCACUGCGGGCGAAUACCACACUCGUUGAGCUAUCUUUGCACAGUAGCGUUUUGUGGUGUAAAAACUUGGCUGACGUGCCAAAGUUAUGCAGUUAUCUCGCCUCUAAGGCUUCGCUGCGGCAUCUGACCUUAGGCGUGACCCACUGGGAGCCUGUGGAGAUGUAUAAAGAGAUUGAGCAUGUGUUGGUAGUGCUGGCAAAAAGCGGCAACUUGCAGACGCUGAAGCUUUCUGGCUUUCUCCUGGAUGGAAACUGCGCAUGCGCGCUGUCCCGACUCGUGGCCCAACAUGGCAGACCGCUGCGAGAACUUGACAUCGGUGACUGCAGGUGGACAUCGGAUGCUUCAGCAAAGAGUGAUGACGAUGUGACGGACUGGGACCAACCAGGGACCUCCUCUACUGUACCGGUCCACGCCUGGCUGGCGCCAUUCGACGAUAUGACGCAGGUCACGCUUGUGUCCCUCUCGAUCAACCUCGAGGGCUGGAAGCCAGAGGACUACACGGUCCUUUUUUUCGCCGCUGCUGUCAUCGAGUCCCUCAAGACCAUUGUGGUUAGCGGUGUGUAUCUAAGCGCACUACCGCGAGUAUGUCGCACGAUUCGUGAUGCAGGAGUGGGCGAGAAGGUCCACAUGAAGAAUGAAUACGUGAUCAGUCCGGUGACGCUCACUUUGCCCGAAGACUGCCGGGAGCAAAUUAACCACAUUGUCGUGAGUUCAUAUAUUGAUCGGAGCAUGGACUUGUUUUGCAAGAGCGUACAGUUCAUGUCUUGCUUCCACAAUCUAAAUACGCUAGGACUCUUUCUCUCCCAAGAAGUUCUUGACGACGUUCCCACCAUGAGGUCGUUGUGUAGCUACAUAAAAGCUGCCACUCUGCUGAGGGAGCUCGAACUGGGAGGCUGCCAUGAUCCGCACCUUCACGACUCUCUUAGGGCAGAAAACGAACCCCACAGCCUACUUCUGGACGUUGCCUUCUCCAACCAGGGCCUACGAGCUGUGAGCAUUAAUCGUGUACACUUUGGCGAGGUCAACCUUUGCUUCCUGGUCCAGGCGGUGUUUUCCAACGAGAUGAUUGACCAGCUCGACGUAUCUUCGUCGGACAGUUCGGAGAAUGAGGAGUUGUUGCGACUCUUUGCCACCGGUUUCGAGACCAAUCAAACCCUGUUGCGUAUUCGCCUUCCUAACUGUGGCGGUGACUAUAGCGAAGUCUUGAGAAGAGCCAACGUCGAAGCCAUUAUGAGUCGUAACGUGGGCCUACGUCACGUGCGCCGCGCACUAUGUGGCUUGGAAUACGGACCAGAGACGGUGCAUGAAGGCGCUGCUAUGCGUCUCGAAGAGCCCAGGCACUCAUUGACAAGGUUAAAGAACUCUUGCAGAUUGACGAGGAUGACGCGAAAAAAAUUGGUCGUAUCUCGGUUGUCCGAGGCGUCUACACUUAGAUGAAAUUUUU
This is a messenger RNA of Rhipicephalus microplus (southern cattle tick), 2098 nucleotides long. RefSeq lists its product as uncharacterized. The record is from RefSeq and is a predicted model, not a curated record. Lineage: Eukaryota; Metazoa; Arthropoda; Arachnida; Ixodida; Ixodidae.